CACUACUGUAUCGUGCACAACUAAUACUUGAAGUAGCUGUAUCACCGGCGCACGGGCGAGUUCAUUGUUCUGGGUUUUAAAUAGGAUGAACUGCCGUAACCUCGCGCUGCUUGUGGCGGUCUCGGCCGUCUCCCUCUUCGCCGGCGCACAAGCUUAUCACCUCUGCGCCACGACGGGCCCGUGCCAGCGGGACUCUCAGAUUUUGCCGAUGCCGGACCUCGUGGAGGACUUCCAGUUUGAGCUCAGGAACAUCUACACCAACCGCCAGCGUGGUGCCCGUGUGAACAUCUUCGUCAAGUUCCGCUACUACACCACCAAGAUCAUGAAGGACUACUCCACUGAGACGGGCACGUACGACUACCAAGACAUGAAGAAGGUGAUCCUGCCGUACGUCCCAGCCGGCGGCAUGAACAUCUCCCGCGACACCUUCUGGGAGAUUGUCAACCGCGAGAUGACCAAGGACCUGUGGUCGAAGUUCCCCAUCCAGGGCAUCUCGGUCCGCAUGGAGGUGCAGGGCAUGUCCUCUGGCGGCAUCCCCUCCCACCGCGCCUCCACCGUCACCAUGGGCAACAUUGAGCCGUGGGCGUCCAUGACUAACAGCUUCCCCGGCUGCGACGGCAUGGGCACGAGCAAGGGCAACGCCGCCUGCAAGAUUUCCCCCACCUGGGACGGCCUGGACGCCAAGGAGGACGCACGGCUGUCGCCGGAUGCCGCCUCUAAGGCCGGCAAGCACGACAAGCCGUCCAAAUGUGACACAUGCGCGUAAACGACCGGAUGCAGCGCAGCAAACGCGGCGGCUACGUGCUGCUGUCCAGUCAAGCACCCACGCGUGCCUGCAAGCGGGGGCACAUGUUGAAGGACUGGCAGGCUGUGCGGCCGUGUGAUGGGACCGGCGGGUGAGUCAGAGGCCGAAUCACAGCCUUGCGCAACUGUAGCAAACGUGCGGCGCUGCUUGCUUGCGUGGGGACUGGCGUGCAGACGCUGACGGGGGGUGGUGGAUGUGCGAUGGGAGUAGUGCGAUGGGACAGGGUUCCCUAGCGAUUCUGAAAGCGCCGCAGUGGGGAGACCAUGUUUUUGACGGAACAGUACCAUGGAGGCGGUGGGACGCGGAUGGGCGUCCUUUAUGAAUGGGCGACAGAGCGGCCCGCAAGGGUCAAGGUGACAAUGUACUUGGGACCCCCACCCCCAUUCAAGGCAGGGCGGAAAGGCACACGAUCGAAGGACUGCAGGACAAGCCCGAUUCUGGGUGACAUAAGUGACAAGUGCAGAUGAGUGCGAGUCAAUUAUGUUUGGUA
Molecule: messenger RNA, 1295 nt
Organism: Chlamydomonas reinhardtii
Lineage: Eukaryota; Viridiplantae; Chlorophyta; Chlorophyceae; Chlamydomonadales; Chlamydomonadaceae
Exons: 8
Coding region: 209-766 (185 amino acids)
Source: RefSeq, a predicted model, not a curated record